Messenger RNA from Fraxinus pennsylvanica, 759 nucleotides. The record is from the annotation of a GenBank genome assembly. NCBI's taxonomy places the organism in Eukaryota, Viridiplantae, Streptophyta, Magnoliopsida, Lamiales, Oleaceae.
AUGGAAGUCUUGGAAGAGUAUUUAGGGUCCAAUGAUCAUUUUAUUGUUAAAGGGAAACGUACCAAGCGGCAAAGGCCAUCAUCCUCCACCUUGUCAUCAAGCGGCGCCACCGCCCCAACCGGUGGAGACGGAGGAGGAGGAGGUGAGUUUUAUUCGUUCGUUUCCUCCCCCACAACCUCAAUUUCUACGAAUUCCGAGGAAGAUGAAGAUAUGGCCAAUUGUUUAAUCCUUUUGGCAAAGGGUGGUGUUUCACUACCAGAAAAUGCGACAUCAGCAACAAAAGAUAGCAUUUAUGAAUGUAAAACUUGCAAUAGAAGUUUUCCAUCAUUUCAAGCAUUAGGAGGCCAUAGAGCAAGUUACAAGAAGCUGAAACCAUCGGAAAAUGAUCGAAAAGAAGCUCCGGUCAGCGCCCGGUCCGGCUAUCAAGAAGAAGAAGAAGAGAAAUCCCACAAAAGUUUCCAUUGCUAUACUCAUUAUAAGCCUAAAAUUCUUGAGUGUUCAAUAUGUGGUUCAGAGUUUUCAUCAGGACAAGCAUUGGGAGGACACAUGAGAAGAUAUAGGAACCCUAAUAGUACAAGAGUUAAUGAAUCAUCAUCCAAUGAUGGUGAAGAGCCUAGAAAUAUUCUUGCAUUGGAUCUCAACCUUCCGGCUCCGGCAGAAGACGGUCACCGGCUGGGGUCGGGGUCGAAGUUUCAAUUUUCUUCCAACCAUCAAGGUCUAGUCUUCUCCGCCAAGGCCUUGGUGGAUUGCCACUACUAG